GGAAGCUCCGCCCAGGUAUCGUCUCUUCAAAGUGAACGCCCUGUCCCGCUACAGUUCCACUGCGGAGUUCAUAGCACAGAUUACAGUGCACUACUAUACGCCAGCCGUGUUUGGAAGUAUAAUGCCUUUACGGGUUGUUUUACAUGGUCCUGGACCGUGGGGCUUCCGUCUGGUCGGGGGAAAAGAUUUCGAACAACCUCUGACAAUCUCGAGGGUGACUCCAGGGAGCAAAGCGGCUCAAGCAGACCUUUGUAUUGGGGACAUGAUCCUGGCCAUAGACGGAGAAUCAACAGAGGGCAUGACUCACCUGCAAGCACAAAAUAAAAUCAAAGCUUGCAUAGAGGAAAUGGUGCUUUCCAUUGACAGAUCAGAGACAAAAAUGUGGUCCCCACUGGUCACUGAAGAAGGAAAGACCAAUCCAUACAAGAUGAAUCUGGCAAAUAAAGAAACCCAGGAGAUGAAACAAAUAGGUUCUGCUCAUAACAGGAGUGCCAUUCCUUUCAAUUCUGGCAGUCCGAGGUUGGUCAGCAACAUGUACAAUAACCCUGCUGGCCUGUAUUCCUCUGAAAACAUUAAGAGUUUCAACAGUGCAGUGGAUGAUGUCCAGACUUCUGCUGCCUCCAGUGAAGCCAGUAGGAACCCAGAUCCCUGUAGACCUGGCCAGCCAAUACCUGCAUUAGCUGCAGACUCUGAAGUGUACAAAAUGCUGCAGGAGAAUCAAGAAUCCAAUGAGCCUCCUCGCCAGUCUGCCUCUUUUAAAGUUCUGCAGGAGAUCCUGGAAACUGGUGAUACAGAAAAACCCUCAGGCUUCAGAAGUGUCAAAGCCCCCACCCCAAAAAUUGGAGCCACGGUUGGGAACCCUGAAAAGCUCUCUCUUUGUGACAAAUGUGGUUCAGGGAUUGUAGGAUUGACUGUCAAAGUUCGAGAUAAGGUUCGCCACCCAGAAAGCUACGUCUGCACAGACUGUGGGAUCAAUCUUAAGCAAAAAGGACACUUUUUUGUCGAGGACAAGAUUUACUGCGAGAAACACGCACGUGAACACGUCACUCCUCCAGAGGGUUAUGAUGUUGUCACUGUUUUUCCAAAGUAGAAUGUUUCCCACAUUCUACUUUAAAACUGCACAUUCCCUUAUGUUGGGAAUUCC
Cyprinus carpio (common carp) is the source of this 1144-nucleotide messenger RNA. Its product is annotated as PDZ and LIM domain protein 1-like. NCBI's taxonomy places the organism in Eukaryota, Metazoa, Chordata, Actinopteri, Cypriniformes, Cyprinidae. Gene Ontology annotation, cellular component: Z disc; filamentous actin; stress fiber. The record is from RefSeq and is a predicted model, not a curated record. Gene Ontology annotation, molecular function: muscle alpha-actinin binding; actin binding. Gene Ontology annotation, biological process: actin cytoskeleton organization; muscle structure development; heart development.